CGCAGUCUGCUGGCUGCGAAUUGCGAGGCCCAGGACUGUGGAAGUACCAAACAUAAACUCGCCGGGCUCUGUCGAAGCCCAGGACGGUGGAACGUACCAAACAUAAACUCGCCCGGCUCCUGUUUCCUUCCCCUCUUUGCAGCCGGUUCGUCUGGGAGUGUUGUUAGCUCGGAAUCAUGGGUAUCUCACGCUCUUCCACCCACAAGAGACGCGCGACAGGAGGAAAGAAGAAGGCAUGGCGGAAGAAGAGAAAGUACGAGCUCGGUCGCCAACCGGCUAACACGAAAUUGUCGAGCAACAAGACGGUGCGUAGAGUGCGAGUGCGCGGUGGCAACUAUAAAUUCCGUGCUUUGAGACUUGACUCGGGUAAUUACGCAUGGGGCUCGGAAGCCAUCACGCGUAAAACUCGUAUCUUGGACGUCGUGUACAACGCUUCCAAUAAUGAGCUGGUGCGGACGCAGACUCUCGUGAAGAACGCUAUUGUGCAGAUUGAUGCUGCGCCAUUCAGGCAAUGGUACUUGACGCAUUACGGAGUUGAUAUUGGCAAGAAGAAGAAGGUUGUCGUCAAAGAAGGCGAGGAUGCUGCCGCUCAGGCAGUUGAUGCCUCGAAGAAGAGCAACCACGUGAUGCGGAAGCUGGAGAAAAGGCAGGAAGGGCGGACUUUGGACUCGCACCUUGAGGACCAAUUCGCAAGCGGACGUUUGCUUGCUUGUCUAUGCUCUCGUCCUGGACAGUGCGGCCGUGCUGACGGGUACAUUCUUGAAGCGAAGGAGUUGGAGUUCUACCUGAAGAAGAUCCAGAAGAAGAAGGGCAAGGGUGGUGCUGGUGCCGCUUAGUGGUGGUAUUAGGUUUAACGUUGCCGGGGCUUGGCUUGAAGGUCGAAUUUUUGGUCCAUGAGCAUGGACAGCAAAGAUUUGUCUUUGCUGUCGAUUUGAGGUCCGUCAUCGGCUUGUCUCUAGGGAGAAGAUAGAUGGUUUUUCGCUCUUGAGCUGGGCCCGACCAGGCCUGUGAUACAGACCUACAGCCUUCGGAACUACUGGGUGCUGUUGUGAUGGAGGAUGUAAAGGUUUUGGCUAAUUGAAGCAGGCUUGCGAUAGACGAGUUAUAUAUCCGGCUUUCGCAUUCCCAAGUCUUUUUGGAGGUUUUUCGACAUCAAUCUGUGGUUUCGAUUGUAAGUUUUGUGGGUUGAUUGCUAUUCUUUUUGAAUUUCGACUCUUUUGUAGUGCAAUGCAUGAUGUGAUUGAAUCCUAUCUUGCUCUUGGCUAAAGCAUACCGAACUCUCAUGCGCCGCUGCUCAAAAGUUCUGUGAAAAUUUGUCGUAUGUGCCGUAUCGUUCGUUGGGGAAUGUGUUUCAUCGAUCUCCUGUUCGCGGCUUGUCGAUGCAGUGGAUAACUCUCGGCGAUGUCGGUAGUUGGUGAAUGUGUCAACCUUCCUCACCUGCACAGAACACAUGGUGGUCGUUGUAGCUGCGCACCCGAACAGAACGCCUGGUCAUUAUUGCGUAGUCGGUCCGACGGCCAGUUCGGACACGGCGAGGAUUACUGGGCGUUCUAUUCGGGUGAAGACUGGUGUCCAUGUGAAGAGGAGGCGAAGUAGCGGAAGGGAUGUCGUGGGCCGUAGUGUGGCAUCCCCUCACCACUCGCGAAAUGCGUUAAUGACAUAAACUAUCGCUCUGUAUCUUUCCAUGAUGUCGUGGAAGUUUGGCAAUCAUUUUGCUCGUCUGGAGAGCUCCGCCGGAGUCCUGGGCGCCUCUUGUCGCCGCUGUUUUGUAGUCAUAGCCUGUGGUGUCUUCCCCAUUGCCCUAAGAGGUUUGUCGAAGUGGAACGGAACUCGAUGCGCAUCUCGAACUGUCCUGGACAAUGGGCGCCGUCUUACUUCUACGUCCUCCCAUUUCUUCCUCCUCUCCUUCGUGGUCGCUUGAACCCAGCUUUCUCUUGAGCGAGCUACUACCGAUUGUAGCUCCUACGCAUGCGCCUCAUUCUGAUAGGUCUCCCUGAACUUAUUCGCAACGUGGCACGGUCUCCUCGCAUCAGACAGAUGACCUGUGCUCCUUGGACUGCAAGGCGGCGGAGAUAGGCGAAAUAACCACAGGAGAACAUAGGCCUCGAUCCCCCUGCCUUAUGCCCUCAACUCGGCAAGAGUUGGCGAACCCCCUCCUUCACUGUUGAGUGGCUCGACAUGCUUGAUAUCUCUUCCCAUAGAAAGCAGUUGUAUCCCUCCCCGAUCUCCCGGCCGAGUUCGAGCGCCUUCAGCAGCUGCCCGCUGAAAGGAAGCAUCCACUCUACGUUGUGUUCGUUCACCUCCUUGCCCUUCUCGUCGUCCCUCCCCUUCUAUUCCCAAGCGUCUAGUUAUUUGCAAUGCUUCUCCUUCUGCCCCAUCUGCGACUGAACUCGAAAUGCGAUGAAGUUGCAUGAUCCUCGCUUCAACAAAGUCCAAAACUAUUCGGAAUGAGAGUUCUGUCAUUAUGCCUACCCCUUUCGUAGCCCUGCUGCAAAUACCCUCGACUUCUCUCUUUUCACCCCGGCUCUCUCCCUCCGCUUCUUUUUCUCUCUUCGGUCCGUUGUCGGCUCGCUGAUUAGUCUCGCAGUUGAGGUAUACGAGCUUAAACCAUCAGACCGGACAUGCUCAAUAACUCUGAUCCGAGAAGGUAGAUCCUACUGGUGGUGGUUGGGAUAGGGAGUCCUGUUGCAGAAACGGGUAGUCAUUGGUGAUCGUCCAACCUGAAUAGCUUUUUCUUCACUUCUAUUUCUUGAAUUUGAUCAGGAACUGUCCUGAGAUCUUCAUUCAAUAGUACAUGAACGUGAGAGAUCAUGUCAGGUCAGCAACAC
Molecule: messenger RNA, 2828 nt
Organism: Chara braunii
Lineage: Eukaryota; Viridiplantae; Streptophyta; Charophyceae; Charales; Characeae
Source: the annotation of a GenBank genome assembly